Molecule: messenger RNA, 531 nt
Organism: Fusarium subglutinans
Lineage: Eukaryota; Fungi; Ascomycota; Sordariomycetes; Hypocreales; Nectriaceae
Product: Neutral protease 2
Exons: 1
Coding region: 1-531 (176 amino acids)
Molecular function (GO): metalloendopeptidase activity
Source: RefSeq, a predicted model, not a curated record
AUGCUGGGAGAUAACCCUGAAGACGGAAAUGGCAAUGCCCUUCUAGGAAACAUCAAAGUUGUCCCCGACUACAAAGAUCCCGAUGACCAGAAGUAUUCCUGUGAUGGUUCGACAUCAGCUGAGAUGCGAGAUGCCGGUGGUAAGAAUCCGGAGAUAAUCAUCUGUCCAAAGGCUGGCUAUGGCCAUGGCGGCCUCAGCAAAGACUACGAUGGCGUCAAAGCCAUCAGUUGCAGUAAAUUCGACUCCCGGGUCUCGUGGAAGAUGGAAAGUCUUGGCUUAAUCUUCGUUCAUGAGUUUACUCACUAUGAUCUCCUGAUGAAAGAUAUUCUUCCUGAGGGAACGGAUGACGUCGCCUAUGGACCCUAUCUUAGCCAGCGGUUGAACCGCGAGCAAGCGUCAAGGAACGCCGACAGUUACUCGUGGUUUGCAAAUGAGCUGCAUUGGAGUACUGUCUGCGCUAAAGACUAUGGGAAACCCACCAAGAGUGAUGGAGAAGACCCAAUGUGCGACAAUGUUGCCUGUGAAGCUUAG